Molecule: messenger RNA, 3473 nt
Organism: Elaeis guineensis (African oil palm)
Lineage: Eukaryota; Viridiplantae; Streptophyta; Magnoliopsida; Arecales; Arecaceae
Product: probably inactive leucine-rich repeat receptor-like protein kinase At3g28040
Biological process (GO): protein phosphorylation
Molecular function (GO): protein binding; protein kinase activity; ATP binding
Source: RefSeq, marked provisional
CCCCGCUUCUCUCUCUCAAGUUGAAGUGGCCAAAAGAUUCCUGUUUUCCGGCAAUGGGACGUUUUCCAGCGAGUUCUUCCCUCCUGUCCAGCGAACUUGAACUCCGACCCCCCCACCUACCUUUCCACUGGUAAACAGGGCUGCCGUCCUCCGGUCCUCGCCGGAUUCCGGCGAUAUAGACUCCCAUAUUUCGCCUUUUAAGUCUCCCUCCGCUCUCUGGUUCCUCUGAUCAAACUUGGAGAAGAACGGAGUCUAUCAGAGAUGAUGAGUCUGCUACUCCGAAUCUUUUAUUUCGUCAUCUUCCUUCCUUUCUUGGCGGAGUCAAGGAAUCCGGCGUUAAACGACGACGUACUCGGCCUGAUCGUCUUCAAGGCCGACCUCCGAGACCCCGAUUCCAAGCUCGUCUCAUGGAACGAGGACGACGACGACCCCUGCUGCUGGACCGGCAUCAAGUGCGACCCCAAGACCAACCGCGUCACCGAGCUCUCUUUGAAUGGCUUCUCUCUCUCCGGAAAGAUCGGCCGUGGCCUCCUCCAGCUCCAAUCGCUCCGGACACUGUCCCUCUCCAAGAAUAACUUCUCUGGGACCCUUAGCUCUGACCUUCUCCGGCUCGAGAGCCUUCGUAAUCUCGACCUCAGUGAGAACAAGCUCUCCGGACCCAUCCCGGAUGACUUCUUUGGGCAAUGCAGGUCCAUUAGAGCCAUCUCCCUGGCGAAAAAUGCCUUCUUUGGGGCGAUCCCAUCUAAUGUCGGCUUUUGCUCGACGCUUGCAGCUCUGAACCUCUCCUCGAACCGGCUCUCUGGUUCUUUGCCGUGGGGACUCUGGUCUUUGAAUGCUCUCAGAUCGCUUGACCUCUCUGAUAAUACUCUGGUUGGCGAGAUUCCAGUAGGAAUUAGUAAAAUGUACAAUCUGAGGUCGAUCAGCUUGCACGGGAACCGGCUCUCCGGCCAUUUACCGGACGACAUUGGAGACUGUUUGCUGUUGAAAUCGCUCGAUCUUGCUGGGAACUCGCUGUCUGGAAGCCUUCCAGAAUCAAUGCGGAAGCUCUCGACAUGCAGUUAUUUGAGCUUGAGCUCGAAUUUCUUCUCCGGGGAAGUUCCGACAUGGAUUGGAGAAAUGAAAAGCUUAGAGACUCUGGAUUUGUCUCGCAACGGGUUCUUCGGCCAGCUUCCUGGUUCAUUAGGCGAUUUGCAGCUCCUGAAAGCGUUGAAGCUUUCGAGAAAUGGCUUCACGGGGAGCUUCCCAGAAUCACUAUGUUCUUGCAAAAGCCUGGUGGAUGUGGAUUUGAGUCAGAACUCGCUCACGGGUAAGCUUCCAUUAUGGGUGUUUGAAUCGGGUUUGCAGCAGGUUCUAGUUUCGGAGAACAAACUGAAUGGAUCAAUCGUAAUCCCUUCAAGCUCUGCUUCAAACCUCCAAGUUUUAGUUCUAUCCAGCAAUGCCUUCUCUGGCUCUAUACCAGAAGGUCUUGGGAAGUUGAAGUCUUUGGAAGUCCUUGAUCUAAGUGGGAACCGGCUGAAUGGGAGCAUCCCGUUAGAGAUUGGAGGGGCAGUGUCUCUGAAGGAGCUAAGGUUGGAAAAGAACUCCCUUAAAGGAGCAAUUCCAACCCAGAUUGGAAAUUGCGCUUCCCUCACAUCCUUGGAUCUCUCACAGAACAACCUCACAGGCCCAAUUCCCCCAACCUUAGCCAACCUCACCAAUCUCCAAAUCAUCAAUUUCUCUCGUAACAGACUCACAGGAACCAUUCCAAAGCAGCUUUCUAAUCUCCCCCACCUCCUCUCCUUCAACAUCGCUCAUAACGUCCUCUCUGGAGACAUCCCUUCAGGAAGCUUCUUUAACACCAUUCCUCCUUCCUCCCUGUCUGAUAACCCUGGCCUCUGUGGCUCCAUUGUCAACCGGUCUUGCCCCGGCGUCCUCCCCAAGCCCAUUGUUCUCAACCCAGAGAACUCUUCACCCAACUCCUCAUCAGGCUCCACAUUCUCCCCUGCUGGCCUUCACCACAAGAAGAUAAUCCUCAGCGUCUCCACUCUCAUUGCCAUCGGAGCUGCUGCCAUAAUUGCCCUUGGUGUCAUCACCAUUACCGUCCUCAACUUCCGAGCUCGUGCGUCUGCUUCCCAAUCUGCUGCUGCUUUGGCCCUCUCAGAUGAUUUCCUCAGCCAGUCUCCCACCACUGAUGCGAACUCGGGCAAGCUCAUCAUGUUUGCUGGAGGUGACCCUGAAUUCAGUGCUGGUGCCCAUGCACUCCUCAACAAGGACUGCGAGCUGGGUCGUGGAGGCUUUGGUGCAGUCUAUAAGACCAUGCUCCGAAAUGGCCGGCCCGUGGCCAUCAAGAAGCUCACUGUUUCAAGCUUGGUGAAAUCCCAGGAGGAUUUCGAGAGGGAGGUAAAGAAGCUAGGAAAGGUGCAGCACCCUAAUCUCGUGGCACUUGAAGGCUAUUAUUGGACUCCAUCCCUCCAGCUUCUCAUAUACGAGUUUGUUUCUGGUGGGAGCUUAUACAAACACCUCCAUGAAAGCUCUGCCUCAAAUGCACUCUCAUGGCAAGAAAGGUUUGAUAUAAUUCUUGGCACUGCAAAGAGUUUGGCGCACCUGCAUCGGCUCGACAUAAUUCACUACAAUCUGAAAUCUGCCAACAUUCUGCUUGAUGGCUCCGGAGAGCCAAAGACAGGAGACUACGGGUUGGCGAAGCUGCUACCAAUGCUGGACCAUUACGUUUUGAGUAGCAAAAUACAGAGUGCUCUUGGUUACAUGGCACCAGAAUUUGCAUGCAGGACAGUGAAAAUAACUGAGAAGUGUGAUGUGUAUGCAUUCGGAGUGCUGGUGUUGGAGAUCAUGGCAGGAAAAAGACCUCUUGAGUACAUGGAGGAUGAUGUGGUGGUGCUGUGUGACAUGGUGAGGGGAGCACUGGAGGAAGGGAAGGUAGCUGAGUGUGUGGAUGGGAGACUGUGGGAAGUUCCCCAUAGAGGAGGCCAUUGCAGUGAUGAAGCUGGGUUUGAUUUGCACGUCGCAGGUUCCAUCGAAUCGGCCAGACAUGGGGGAGGUGGUGAACAUCCUGGAACUUAUCAGAUGCCCUCAGGAUAGCCAAGAAGAGGAGUUGGGUUGACUUCUGGCCUUGAAUCUCCUUUCGCAUUUUUAGGUCCAUGACAUGAUUGCUGAGAGAAGGAUAUGGGAUUUCUGGUGAAGUGGAAUCAGGUAUUCUAUUUAACAAGAAGAAUAGAGUUGGAGGAGAAGGAUAUCAGGUCAAUGUAUUAUAGUUGUGGACAAGGAAUCAUUGUCUUGUUUACGGUUGUUUAGUGUUUUGAGGGUGGGGGAUAUUCUCCUUUUCUUCUCACUAAUACACCUGUGCUGCUUGUUGCCGGAUUCCCUUUCACCGGGUUCGACAAUUGUAAGACCCUUCUUGAAAAACUUGUUAUUAGGUAUCCCAUAUUAUUUGAUGUGCUUUCCUUUACUUUUUAGCACAUAUUUGCGUGAUCGAUUAA